UGUGUGCUUUCGGUUUGGGGUCAGUUGAUUUCCUGUGGGUACAGUUUGCUGUUGGUUAUCUAAGUUUUUUUAAAUUUUUUCGUCUUACUGUAACACUAGCCUGUUUUUCUCAAUUGGUCAGUUGUUUCUAGAUGAGAUUGCUCAAGCGCUAGCUGUAACUCAGCCUGUUGUUAUAAUAGUGCAAGAAAUAGUAACAAAUGGAACUGCAAAAUUGGACUCGCGCUCUUGUCGCAGUAACCCUCCUAACCCUCGCCUCCGCCGCCUUGGACGACUACUUCGAUCUCCCCGGCCCCUACUGCCGAGACCGAGGAUGUUGUCCCGGUAGACAGGACGACUGUUCAGUCCCCAUUUUAGGAAAUAACGAAGUCGUUUUUGAUGAAGGUACGUUAUGUUACUGCGACGAUUUUUGUAACCGCACCAGGAACGAAGAUUGUUGCCCCGAUUUUUGGCCACACUGUAAGGGAAUCAUGCCGCCCGAGAUCCCAGGACCCAUUUUGGGCUGUACAUAUGAAGGCAUCGUGUAUCCGGUGAACAAGGUGGUGAAGAGGAACUGCAACGAUUGCAAAUGUACAGCAAUAAGCAACACCACCGCUGAAAUGUUGUGUGAACAGAACGCAUGUAUCGUCGAUCCCAUGAUUAUUGAUUUCGUUAAUAACAAUUAUGGUGUUGGCUGGACUGCUUCUAACUACUCAGAAUUCUGGGGCAGAAAACUAGAAGAAGGCAUCAAACUGAGGUUGGGCACUCUUCAACCUCAGCGAUUUGUGAUGAGAAUGACCCCAGUGAGGCGAAUUUACGAUCCCCAUUCCUUCCCCCGGGAAUUCGAUUCGGAGAUGAAGUGGCCCGGAUUUAUCACUCAUGUUCAAGACCAAGGAUGGUGUGGCUCUUCGUGGGCCAUUUCCACUGCCGCUGUUGCUUCCGACAGAUUUGCAAUUUUGUCAAAAGGAAGAGAGAGAAUAACCCUUUCAGCUCAGCAUCUAAUCUCCUGUGACAGAAGAGGUCAACAGAGCUGUAAUGGGGGUUAUUUGGAUCGGGCUUGGUCUUACAUUCGUAAAUUCGGUUUGGUUGAUGAAGAUUGUUUCCCCUACACUGCUUCAAACGAAAAAUGUCGCGUCCCAAGACACGGAGAUUUGUUGACCGCAAAAUGCAGGCUUCCGCAGUUCGUCGACCGGAAGUCUAAGUAUAAAGUUGCCCCUGCGUAUAGAAUUGGAAAUGAAACUGAUAUCAUGUUCGAGAUUUUGAAUUCGGGGCCUGUUCAAGCAACCAUUAAGGUUUACCACGACUUCUUCACAUACAAGGGCGGUAUCUACAAGCACUCUUCCGUGUCACCAGACGACAGAACAGGCUACCACUCAAUCAGAAUUGUAGGAUGGGGCGAAGAAUAUACUUCAGAAGGUCUUAGAAAAUACUGGAAAGUGGCCAACAGCUGGGGUCCAGCCUGGGGCGAAAACGGCUACUUCCGCAUCAUCCGCGGCGUCGACGAGUGCGAAAUCGAAUCAUUCGUCCUCGGAACCUGGCCCGAAAUCGAAAACAAACUUCUCCUGCAAAACGAAAUCCCUCGAGUCAACAUAUAGAUGUAGGUGCCAUUUGGACGUGUUCAUCUCGAAAAUUGCCAUUUACUUCGUAACUGCCAUGUUAUGUGUUCUGACAAAUCUGCAACUGUUAUUAAAAACGCCAUCCUGUUUUGUAUUUAUUGCUGCGGGUGACGGUAAAGCACUCGUUUCUAACCUAAUUUCCGUGGAAAAGUCGGGGUUAGUGGCCCGGAGCCGAUGUUUGACAUCUCGUUUAGGAAAAAUAAUGUUGGUAUUCGAAAAAACGCUCAUUUAUCUUGCGUGUUGUAAACAUGCGCGCGUAAUAAAAAUUAAUGCGAAGACAUUCUAAUUUAUGUAUUUUUUUUUCGUAAGUGGUGCUUUAUCGUCACUCUGCCAUUACAUUAUGUGUGAAUACUAAUUGAUCGAUGUAAUUGUAGCAAAAAAAUAAUGUUCGUUUAAGCUGAUAGAAUCAUAAUAUAUUUUUAUAUGUUAGUUAAUUAUUAGACUAUUUUAACAAAUAUAA
Messenger RNA from Zophobas morio, 2052 nucleotides. Its product is annotated as tubulointerstitial nephritis antigen-like. Gene Ontology annotation, cellular component: lysosome. Lineage: Eukaryota; Metazoa; Arthropoda; Insecta; Coleoptera; Tenebrionidae. Gene Ontology annotation, molecular function: cysteine-type peptidase activity. The transcript is spliced from 8 exons. The record is from RefSeq and is a predicted model, not a curated record. Gene Ontology annotation, biological process: proteolysis. Bases 198 to 1571 code for a protein of 457 amino acids.